This is a messenger RNA of Aaosphaeria arxii CBS 175.79, 1443 nucleotides long. RefSeq names its product glycoside hydrolase family 1 protein. Bases 1 to 1443 code for a protein of 480 amino acids. Gene Ontology annotation, biological process: carbohydrate metabolic process. Gene Ontology annotation, molecular function: beta-glucosidase activity. Lineage: Eukaryota; Fungi; Ascomycota; Dothideomycetes; Pleosporales. The transcript has 4 exons. The record is from RefSeq and is a predicted model, not a curated record.
AUGCCCGACUCAUACUUGCCCAAGGGCUUCCUAUGGGGCUUUGCGACAGCAAGCUACCAGAUCGAGGGUGCUCCCCAGGAGGAUGGAAGAGCUGACUCCAUCUGGGACACUUUCUGCCGCAUCCCCGGAAAGAUCGCAGACGGAUCGUCUGGUGACGUGGCAUGCGAUUCCUACCACCGCACCGCCGAGGACAUUGAACUGCUGAAGCAGGUUGGAGCAAAAUCAUACCGCUUCUCGCUCUCAUGGUCCAGGAUCAUCCCUCUCGGUGGUCGCAAUGACCCCGUCAACGAGAAGGGUCUACAGCAUUACGUGAAAUUCGUAGAUGACUUGCUUGCUGCUGGCAUUGAGCCAAUGAUCACACUCUACCAUUGGGAUCUGCCAGAGGCUCUGCAACAGCGUUACAACGGCAAGCUCAACAAGGAAGAGUUCGUCGCCGACUACACAAACUACGCCAGGGUCUGCUUCAAGGCGUUCGGCUCGAAGGUGAAGUUCUGGAUCACAUUCAACGAGCCAUGGUGCAGUUCCAUCCUCGGAUACAGCACUGGUCUCAUGGCACCGGGCCGCUGCAGCGACCGGACCAAGAGCCCAGUCGGUGACAGCAGCACCGAGCCAUGGAUCGUUGGUCACAACACCUUGAUUGCGCAUGCUUCCGCCGUUAAGGUUUACAGAGAGGAGUUCAAGGAGAAGGAUGGUGGCCAGAUUGGUAUCACCUUGAAUGGCGAUUGGGCCGAGCCUUGGGAUCCCGAAGAUCCUCGUGACGUCGAAGCCUGCGACCGUAAGAUUGAGUUUGCCAUCUCAUGGUUCGGUGACCCCGUGUACUUCGGAAAGUACCCUGAUUCCAUGCGCAAGCAGUUGGGCAACAGACUGCCCGAGUUCACAGAGGAGGAGGCUGCUCUCGUCAAGGGCAGCAAUGACUUCUAUGGCAUGAACCACUACUGCGCGAACUACAUCAAGCACAAGGACACCGAGCCAGAACUCGACGACUUCUCAGGUAACCUCGAGAUCGGCUUCCAGAACAAGGCCGGCGAAUGGAUCGGCCCAGAGACACAGUCGUUCUGGCUCAGGCCCAUGCCGCUAGGCUUCAGGAAGCUCAUCAAGUGGCUCAGUGAUCGUUACGGUGGUCCGACGUUCUACAUCACGGAGAACGGAACCAGUCUCAAGGGCGAGAACGACCUACCUCUCGAGGAGCUGUUGAACGACGACUUCCGCGUCGAGUACUUCAAGGGAUACGUGGGGGCUUUGGCAGAUGCCCAUGCCAUCGACGGUGUCGAUGUUCGUGGAUACUCAGCCUGGUCAUUACUAGAUAACUUCGAAUGGGCUGAGGGUUACGAAACACGCUUCGGUGUCACCUAUGUGGACUACAACGGAGGCCAGAAGCGAUAUCCCAAGAAGAGCGCCAAAGAGCUCCGAGGCAUCUUCGAGAACCUCAUCAAAAAGGAGUAA